Molecule: messenger RNA, 171 nt
Organism: Paramecium pentaurelia
Lineage: Eukaryota; Ciliophora; Oligohymenophorea; Peniculida; Parameciidae
Source: the annotation of a GenBank genome assembly
AUGAGUUCUUCUAAAACAGAACAGACUAAAUAACUCAGUCAAUAUUAAAAAGUAAUCAUAAUUACCUAUGGGAUUAGUAGUUUAAUAAUGUUAAUUUCUGAAAAUUUCUUAAUUCUUGUUGAAAUAUAGAAAAAUAAUAUUUAUCCUGAAAAUUUAUACCUUUUUUAUUGA